Owenia fusiformis is the source of this 4569-nucleotide messenger RNA. The record is from the annotation of a GenBank genome assembly. Lineage: Eukaryota; Metazoa; Annelida; Polychaeta; Sabellida; Oweniidae.
GGCAUAGGCUUACAAAAAGCAAUAUGUUCAACAUGCAAAGUUUAAUUUGCUUUGCUUUCGUGUUUGUGCUAAUUACCGGUAGUCUUUCGAAGACACGUCGAAUUGUAUUAGAUGAGCCUCCGACUGAAAACUGGGUUAUGUACAGAGCAACAUCUCAAGACAUUCCAAAAUAUAAGUACAAAUGGCCAUUGGAAAACGAUCAAGGCCAGGUUGUUAUUCCUCUAGACAGUUCGAAACGGUUAACCUUUGGUUUAUAUUCGACUUUGCUGGAUCUGAAGAGCAACACCAUCGUGAGCACAAUCUAUCCCUAUGGCAUGAAAGCUGAAUGGGAGAAUCGUUGGGUUCAAACAAACACGACCGUUUUGCAUGUAAAAUGUCGAAAAUACAAUGGAUUGAAACCUUCGAUUCCAAAUAAUGUUACGUUGGGACAGUAUAAGGAUAUUCGUUACUCUAGAAUUGAAUGUUUUUUGAAGAAUGUUUCUAGACCAUUCUUAAAGGGUCUCAUGCACGUAAGAUGGUUGGAUUUAGCGAACAACGAUAUUACUGAAAUUGAACAGCAUGCGUUUGAUGAUUUGGUUGCAUUGGAAGAGUUAGUCUUAACCAGAAAUCCAAUAAGAAUCCUUCCUCAUGGAUUAUUUUGCACUAUGCCAAAACUGAAGGCAUUGAAAUUGGAUAACCUAAACCUGACAGGAUUCCCAAUUGCUGCGUUUCAUCCUAACAUUGACACUGCAAAUAACCAAUCCGAAACGACAUGCCUAGGCAAUCUUCAAGAUCUGGAUUUCUCGAAUAACAAAUUGUUCUAUAUCUUAAAUGGUUCAUUUUCUGGAAUGACGAUGUUGACCAACCUAAAAUUUUUUAAUUGCUCCAUACACAUAUUGGAAGCAAAUGCCUUCGAAGGGUUGGCAAAUAUAGAAGUUUUAAACUUAAACUUAAGUGAAUUCGAUAAAAGAAUUACCGAUGGACAUAUUUUCAAGCAUGCCGAAAUUAAACUCACUUGGACUGAGUGUGAACAACAUUACGCAUUUUUCUUUCGAUUUGCUUUCAAAAUGCGAAGCGUUGACAUUUGUAUACCUCGAGAUGAAUCAAAUUGAACGCAUAGGCGGAAGUAUUAUUAACAACACUCGACUUGAAUUCAUAGAAUUGCAAGACAAUGCCAUCGGAUCUUUACCAUCCAAUGUGUUUCAUUCUAAUGGAACGAAAUCUCUCGACCUGACCAAUUGUAAUAUAUCAACCAUUCAUCCAGAUGAUUUGUUUAUGCCAAACCUAAUGGUAUUAAGAUUAAAUAGGAAUAACUUGACAUUUCUGGGAAACUACACGUUUCAUCAUCUAGGUAAUCUUAGAUUUUUAAACCUAACGAGCAAUAGCAUUGCAGAACUUGGUGCCCUAGCAUUUGCAGGUCUCAAAAAACUUAAAUAUCUUUUGCUGGACUACAAUAACCUCAGCCAGGUUCCACCUGGAUUUGUUAAAGAACUGCAAUCUUUGAAAUUCUUGUCACUGAGACACAAUAAUAUUCUUAGCCUAGAUGGAACCAUGUUUGAAGGCGUUGACUUGUUGGAAGAAAUUUACCUAAACAAUAACAUGAUUCAAAGAAUUGAAAGAGACACAUUCAAGCACUGCAGCUUGCUUAAAAAUAUUACACUUCAGUGGAAUCACAUAGAUACCAUACCAUAUGGUACAUUUGGACAUAUGCGAGGCUCAUUAGAACUAAUAGAUCUGAAAAGGAACAACUUAAGUUCACUCCCAGCAGAUUUGUUCACAGGAUUCCUACAUUUACGUGACAUCGAUCUUUCGCAUAACAAAAUCGUCAAUCUAUCUAGGAAUCUAGUUGAUGGUUGUUCAAGUUUACAAUUAUUAAUUUUAAGUUACAAUCAGCUAAACGUAUUCAACGUUUCUUUGGAGUCGAUCACUUAUUUAAGCAAUUUAUUAAUUGCAAAUAAUCAACUGAGGGACGCAUGGAAUAUCUUCGAACAUAUACAUCUUAUGCCAUCACUGGUAAAUUUAGACCUAUCAUCAAACCAUAUGACUUCACUUGGACCGAUUCCACAUGUAUUGGCAAAUGAUCCAUCUGUGCUAGCUAGAGUGAAUAUAAGUCACAAUCGCAUCACAAAUAUUCCAGAAAAUCAAUUCUAUCUCUCGACAUCGUUGCAAAGUAUUGACCUGUCUUCCAACAAAAUACAAACGAUAAACCAACCGAAGUUUAGGAAGAAACCUGAAUAUCUAGUCGAAUACAUUGUUGGUCAAGAAAAUCCGUUUGUGUGUGAUUGCCAUAUGAGAUGGGCAAGAAACAUGAUAAAUGAAUCUGUGUGCACAGUUCCGGUUCUGAAUGAAUUGACGGAAAAAAGGAUGGCAGAUGUACCACUUUUUCAAUAUCUUUGUAAAAGAAAAAUGGAGUGUCCAGAAAAAUGUGAGUGCUUCGCUGAAGUAGAAAGAGGGCCGUAUUAUUGGAUACAUAUCAAAUGUUCUAACAAAGGACUUGAGUACAUACCUUUUGGAAUACCAAAUACCACUAAUGUACUGGAUGUAUCUAAUAAUAUCAUCGGCCAAUUGGAUUCAACAACAUUUCACAAUGAUACCUUUCCUCAAUUGAAAGUUUUGGAUUUGUCUCUGUGUAAAAUCAGCAACCUCUUCGGAAACGACAUUUUCAAUGGAUUCGUGCAGUUAGAAAUAUUGAACUUAAGAAAUAAUUACAUAGUACAGCUAAAUGGGGAACCAUUCAAAAAUCUAUUUUGGUUGAAUGAACUUCACCUUGCAUAUAAUCGGAUUAAGACAAUUCAAGACAACGUAUUUUCUGAUCUCAAAAUGCUGUCUUUCCUUGAUCUUGAAGGCAACCAGCUACAGACUGUAAAUGUUAGUAUCUUUGAAACGCUACAACUGAUGUUGAUAAAUAGCAAUGUGGGGUACAUUAGUUUACUUGAUGGUUCCCGUGUCAAUGUUCGAGAGCCACAGAAAUCAAAAUGGUCUAUUUUACUAUCUUAUAAUCCAUGGGACUGCUGUAGAGCUCUACCAUUGAAGAAAUGGUUAAACGCUCACCAAUUGAUCAUUCCGAAUUUGGAUGAUAUUUACUGUUUAAGAGACAAUAUGACCUUGACUGAGUUUUCGUUGGAUGGUCCUUUGAAGUCGAAAGUUCCUUUAUUCAAAAUCAGUGAUUCGAACCUAACGUGUAUUCCGGAGUCACCCGUGCCAUUCCAACAGACUUCGUACUUCCAUGCAAUUAUAGGAGUACUUGUUUUUGUAUUAUUCUUUCUCACGACAAUAUUAAUUGUUAAACGGUUUAAAUCACAUAUAAAACUGAAGCUUUUUAUCUGGUUUGGUUGGAGAUUUGACAGGAUAGACAACAAUUAUAAACAGUAUGACGCAUUAUUGUCAUACAGUGGACUCAAUGGUGAAUGGGUGCGUGAUGAAUUGUUGAUACAUCUUGAAGAAGCAGGGUACAAACUUUGUCUACACGAACGUGACUUUAGAGCUGGGGAACCUAUCGUAGAUAAUAUAAAUAACGCCAUAGACAACAGUAAGAGGACGAUUAUUGUUCUUUCGAAUGAGUUUCUACAAAGUGGAUACGCAAUAUAUGAGUUUGUAAGAUCGCACGAUGAUUGGGUCAGAGGUGAACGAGAUCCUGUCAUCUUAGUGCUUUAUGACCCGUUGGAUAUUUUAGACGAAGAUGAGUUGGCAAAACAUGAAACUCUGAAGACGUACAUAUCUACAAGAACAUAUCUUGAGAGAAAUAAUAAAUACUUCUGGGAAAGCAUCAUGCUUGCAAUGCCCCGGCGACGAAGGCAACGAAAUAUAGACAACGAUGAUGACGAAAAUGAAAAUAUCAUGCUGCAAUAGUCAUCAUGUAGGAAAAAGUGAAUUGAACAAACUAGAUCCCGGAUGCAUGAUUCACAUGCGUAUAUCAAUCCUGUAUGAUUCAUACUAACAGGAUUCAUACAGAAAUCGCUGCUUAAAUAGUAUACAAAUGAAGCCUGGAACCAUGCAGAACUCACACGAACGACUACAGAUGAUUCCUAGAGACACGAUUAAAGCAGGAUUCAUAAAAACGAUUUACAAAUGAAUCCAGUGGAUAGGAACCAUGCAGGAUACAUACGAAACUCCGUUAGACAGGCCGGGCAGACAGGAUCCAUGCAGGUUGAUAAUUUACAAAUGAAUCUAGCCGUCGGCAAUCAAUCGUGCAGGAUUCAUAUCACAAAUAGUUUACAAAUGCAUGCAGGAUUCAUACUACAUCUCUUAUUAACUAGAAUAAAAUAUAUUGACAUUCGUAUAAUCUGCGUUUAAAGGUGCAACAAUUAGUGCAAAAGAUACGCAAUAUGAGUGAUGAUUUCAUUCGAGAUGUGUAUUAUUUAGGUUUACAUGUAGAAACAAUAUGCCACCUUUUUUAGGAUUGUAUGAUCCAGAACCCUGUACGAUAAAAAAAUGGCUUCCAUAAUGAUCCAAGUCAACGAUCAUCGACCAGUGUCAAAAUAUAUUUAAGUUUGGAUAUUUUGCAUAUGAUACGACGUCAGAUACUGUACAUCGCGGCAUUUUACUGCAUUUUUACAUGCGUACUUACUUUUAAAACCGCAAUAUCUCGAC